CCAACCAAUUGAAACGUAACACAUGCGUCCGUUUGAGUGUUAACUAAUAGUAAUUCGUUUUUUAUUCAUUUGUUAUGUUUAACUAAAUGUGCUUUUAACAAAGUUUGGCUUGAAACUUUUAUUUAUCUUAUGUUAGGAAAAAGAACAGAAUAGGAGAGGAGCAAGAGUAUGGACAACUACAAAUUCGGCACAGUGGACUACGUAGUGUUGGUGGGCAUGACUAUAUUAUCCACGGGAAUGGGAAUAUAUUUCGGUGGCUUCAAGAAAAAACAAAAAAACAAGAAAAGUGUUUCAGAAGACACCAGAAGGACCAAUUUUGGAUCUGAGAAGAUAGACGAGUAUCUUAUGGGUUCUCGAAAUAUGAAAGUGAUCCCAGUAUCCAUCAGUCUUAUAGGCAGCUUCGUAUCGGGCGUUACCAUUAUUGGAACUCCUUCUGAGAUCUAUCAUUAUGGCACCCAAUAUUAUCUCAUCAUCUUAGCCAUUAUUCUUCAAGGAAUAGCCUUCUCCUAUGUGUACUUGCCCGUGUACUCGGCUCUUCAAAUCGGAUCUGCAUACGAGUACUUGGGAUUGCGAUUCAGCUCGAGCAUUAGAACCACAGCAUCUUUUAUAUAUGUUUUCAGUAUGCUUACUUACUUGCCAUUUAUUGUGUAUGUUCCGGCAUUAUCGUUAAGCCAGGUUUCUGGUAUUAAUACCCAUCUGAUUGGACUGGUAAUCAUACUCGCUUGCGUUGCCUACACAUUUAUGGGUGGCCUGAAGGCUGUGGUCCACACGGAUGUUUGGCAAGUGGCUGUUAUGUUUCUCUCCCUGGUUGCGGUUGCUGUUUUGGGCAUAUACUACUCUAAUGGCUUGGUAGCUGUUUUCGACGACGCGGAACAGGGUGGACGAUUGAUGCUGGCCAACACGAACCCAUCUCCCUAUGUGCGCCAUACAGUGUGGAGCGUUCUCAUCGGUGGCUUCUCAUUCUGGACCUCCGUUAAUGCCGGUGGUCAGCAUAUGGUGCAGCGAUAUAUGUCACUACCUUCACUGAAGAAAUCUCGGCAGGCUUCAUUCCUCUUCACCAUUGGAGUGUCCAUCUUCAUCGCUCUUUGCUGCUUUAUGGGUUUGCUGCUUUUCUCGAAAUACAAGGACUGCGAUCCUUGGAGUGCUGGCAUGAUUUCGAAUGACGAUCAACUUUUGCCCUUGUUUGUGGUUCAAAGUGUUGGACAUAUUUAUGGAAUGCCUGGUCUGUUUAUAGCCGGAAUAUUCGGAGCAGGCCUGAGUUCACUUUCCUCGUGUUUCAACACGGUUUCACUGGUCUUCCUGGAAGAUAUAGUCCGCGGAUUCUUCAAGAUGCAGCCUAGCGAAAGGCAGUCCACGAUACUGAUUAAAACGUGCAUUAUCUUCCAGGGAAUUUUUGCCUUUCUUCUAUUAUUUUUACUACAACACUUGAGAGGCAUUUUGAGUGUCUGCAAUUCGAUAUCCUCGAUUACGGCAGGCACUUCCUUUGGAAUAUUCACAUUAGGAAUGUUGUUCCCAUGGGCAAACACAAUAGGCACAGCCGUGGGCGGAUUGUCUAGUGUCCUACUGGCUGGAUGGAUUUCAUUUGGAUCGCAGAUCUCCGCAGCAUCGGGUCAACUGAAAUCUGAAAUGCUUCCAGUUUCCGUGAAGGAGUGUGUGGGAAAUGUGACGCUACCCGAAGGGCCUUGGGUGGAUCAGAAUCAAGUGUUUCCUCUGUACCGUCUAUCUUACCAUUGGGUUAGUCCCAUUGGAGUCGUCACAGCAGUUGUGGUGGGAGCAUUAGUAUCCUUGCUAACUAAACCCCCAGAUAUCAAAACACUUCAUGCUGAAUUAAUAUCCCCAGUGAUCCAUAGAUUUCUUCCAAGGGAAUGCUUCAGAGGUCGCAAUGUAAAUGAGAGGACUGAAGAAAGCCUAAUACAGUAA
Molecule: messenger RNA, 1920 nt
Organism: Drosophila mauritiana
Lineage: Eukaryota; Metazoa; Arthropoda; Insecta; Diptera; Drosophilidae
Product: sodium-coupled monocarboxylate transporter 2
Exons: 10
Coding region: 169-1920 (583 amino acids)
Biological process (GO): sodium ion transport; transmembrane transport
Cellular component (GO): membrane
Molecular function (GO): symporter activity
Source: RefSeq, a predicted model, not a curated record